Molecule: messenger RNA, 6013 nt
Organism: Mustela lutreola (European mink)
Lineage: Eukaryota; Metazoa; Chordata; Mammalia; Carnivora; Mustelidae
Gene: SLC13A1
Product: solute carrier family 13 member 1
Exons: 16
Coding region: 16-1800 (594 amino acids)
Biological process (GO): monoatomic anion transmembrane transport
Cellular component (GO): membrane
Molecular function (GO): sodium:sulfate symporter activity
Source: RefSeq, a predicted model, not a curated record
AGUCUCCUACUCAGGAUGAUGAAAGUCCUUAGUUAUAUUUUAGUUUAUCGCCGGCUUCUCCUUGUAGUUUUCACGGUCUUGGUUUUACUGCCAUUGCCAAUCAUCGUUCGCACCAAGGAAGCAGAAUGUGCCUACACACUCUUUGUCAUUGCCAUAUUUUGGCUUACAGAAGCUUUGCCUCUGUCAAUAACAGCUUUACUGCCUGGUUUAAUGUUUCCACUUUUUGGGAUCAUGACUUCUAAGAAGGUGGCAUCUGCUUAUUUCAAAGAUUUUCAUCUACUGUUAAUUGGAGUCAUCUGUUUAGCAACAUCAAUAGAAAAAUGGAAUUUGCACAAAAGGAUUGCCCUGAGAAUGGUGAUGACAGUGGGUGUGAACCCAGCAUGGCUGACAUUGGGGUUCAUGAGCAGUACCGCCUUUUUAUCCAUGUGGCUUAGCAACACCUCCACGGCUGCCAUGGUGAUGCCCAUUGUUGAGGCUGUGGCACAGCAGAUCAUCAGCGCGGAAGCCGAGGUCGAGGCCACUCAGAUGACUUGUAUCAGUGGAUCAGUCAACCAUGGACUGGAAAUUGAUGAAGUUGUUGAAACAAAUGAGAAGAAAGAGAAACCAAUACCAGCUCCAGGAUACAGUAAUGAUGCAGGAAAAAUUUCAAGCAAGACAGAGCUGGAAAAGAACUCGGGUGGGGGAACCAAGUAUCGAACAGAGAAGGACCACAUGAUGUGUAAACUUAUGUGCUUGUGUAUUGCUUACUCUUCUACCAUUGGAGGAUUGACAACCAUCACCGGCACUUCUACCAACUUGAUCUUCGCUGAGCAUUUCAAUAUGCGCUACCCUGACUGUCAUUGCAUUAACUUUGGAUCAUGGUUUAUGCUCUCCUUCCCGGCUGCUAUUAUUAUUCUGUUAUUGUCCUGGAUCUGGCUUCAAUGGCUUUUCCUAGGAUUCAAUUUUAAGGAGAUGUUCAAAUGUGGCAAGACCAAAACCGCCAAACAAAAAGCUUGUGCUGAGGUGAUUAAACAAGAAUACCAAAAACUUGGGCCACUGAGGUAUCAGGAAAUUGUGACCUUGGUGCUCUUCAUUGUAAUGGCUCUGCUGUGGUUUAGCCGAGAUCCUGGGUUUAUUUCUGGUUGGUCUGCUCUUUUUCCCAAGUAUCCUGGAUUUGCUACAGAUUCAACUGUUGCCUUACUUAUAGGAAUCCUAUUCUUUCUUAUCCCAGCUAAGAGAUUGACUAAAACUACACCUACAGGAGAAAUUGUUGCUUUUGAUUAUUCACCACUGAUUACUUGGAAAGAAUUCCAGUCAUUCAUGCCCUGGGAUAUAGCCAUUCUUGUUGGUGGAGGGUUUGCCUUGGCAGAUGGCUGUGAGGAGUCAGGACUAUCUAAGUGGAUAGGAAAUAAAUUAUCUCCUCUAGGCUCCUUACCAGUAUGGCUAGUCAUUUUGAUAUCUUCUUUGCUCGUCACAUCUUUAACAGAGGUAGCCAGCAAUCCAGCUACCAUUACCCUUCUUCUCCCUAUAUUAUCUCCAUUGGCUGAAGCCAUUCAAGUGAACCCUCUUUAUAUUUUGUUACCUUCUACUCUGUGUACUUCAUUUGCAUUCCUCCUUCCAGUAGCAAAUCCGCCCAAUGCUAUUGUUUUUUCCUAUGGCCAUCUAAAAGUUAUUGAUAUGGUUAAAGCUGGACUUGGUGUUAACAUUGUGGGUGUUGCUGUGGUGAUGCUGGGCAUGUCCACCUGGAUUGGGGCUAUGUUUGACCUCUCUACUUAUCCUUCCUGGGCUCCUCCACCAGUCAGUAAUGAGACUAUGCCAUGACAAGCAUGAAUCCCAUGACUGACUGUCGUAUGGCCCACGGAACAAGGGAUGGAAGACAAAACAAGGACCCAAGCAAGUUGUGGGUUGAGUGGAAAACUACAUAUUAUGAGGAUCUCAAAGGACUAUUCUCUGAGAAAAUGUGAACCAGGAGAAAAAAGUCCCAUGCUACAAAGGGAAACAUCAAGAGGACCUUAAUGUUUUGGUCUAUGCACUGGGUAGAAGGGUAAAAUCUCCCUUGAGAAUUCGUAAUUGUGCGGGUUAUGUGCCUAAAGUCUGAAUACCAGUGUAUGUGGGGGGAAAAAAAAACCUUAAUCUCAAACUUUAAAACAAUCCUGGGUUGGUAAUGUGCCUAAGUACCUGGCAAAAGAAGGAACACCUUCUUCAACCUGGGGCUCGAAGAAUUACUAAAGUUAAAUCUCCAUGAGAAAUGGUAAUCAAAAUUUGUGAAGUCUGCCAAGACAUAAAAUAUACUGUUCAAGAGCCACAUAAACAAAAGAGACAAUCCAAAGUAUAGACAACAGAUAUUCUAAUUGUCAAAUACAGACUAUAAAAUGAGGAAGUGUGUUUGAAAAUAUAAAAGAGGGUAUUGGAAAUACAAUAAUAGUGGUAGGCAAAAUUCUAAAAAUGUCUCCCUAUGAUUUCUGUCUCCUGAUUAUUCAAACACUAAUCUAGGUACUGCUGUGAGGGAAUUUUGCAGAUAUAAUUAAGACUAUUAGUCAGCUAGCCUAAAAAUAUGCAGAUUAUGCUGGAUUAUCCAGGUGGUGCUAAUAUGAUCCUUAUGAGCCUUUAAAAGCCAAAAGAGGAAGGUGGAAGAGUCAAGUGGGUAAGAUGAGGCAAUGGGAAAUCAGAGAGUUUUAAAGCAUGAGAAGGACUGGACUCAUUAUUGGUGGUUUUGAAGACAAAAGGAGUUUUAAGCCAGGGAAUGCGGAAAGUCUCUAGAAGCUGAGAAUGACCCCUGAUUGAAACCCAACAAGAAAACAGAGGCCUCAGUCCAGCAGGUGCCUGGAACUGAAGUCUGCCAACCACAUGGGAAGCCUAGAAGUAGAUUCUCCUUAAGACCCUCCAGUCAGGAACGCAGCCUGCCAGAUACCUUGAUCUUAGUCCUAUGAGACUUGUUUUGGACAGGUCUGUUCAUCUACAGAAUUUUUAAAUAAUAAUGACUGCUGUUUUAAGCACUAAAUUUUUAUGUUUUGACAACAAUAGAAAUUAAAUAUAAUAAGGAAUGAGAGACUAUGAAAAGUGACCUGAUAGAUCUGAAAAAGUAUUGAAUAGAAAUUUUAGGGGCACCUGAGUGGCUCAGUGGGUUAAAGCUUCUCCCUUCGGCUCAGGUCGUGAUCCCAGGGUCCUGGGAUGGAGCCCCGCAUUGCAAUCGGGCUCUCUGCUCAGCAGGGAGCCUGCUUCCUUCUCUCUCUCUACCUGCCUCUCUACUUGUGAUCUCUGUCUGUCAAAUAAAUAAAUAAAUAAAAUAUUUUUAAAAAAGAAAUUUUAGAUAUGAAAAGUAUAAUAUUCUAAUUUCGCUCUCAGGUCCCCAUUUUUCUUGGCAGCACAACACUUCAUCUAAUUAAAUCCAAGUCAAAUUCUCCACUUCAGUGUUUUAACUGAUUUCAGAGUUUAACUUAGUCAACUUAGUUUUUGUUUUUUAGAGCCUCUCUCUUAUUUCCUUCAGUGUAGGGUUUUAUCUAAGUUUUAUAGACUGUACAUAUGAAACUCUAACUGGGCAGCUAAGAUGCAUCCAGUCUCUGCAUUUAGACUGGCUUCCACUGAGAGAUACAGUCCUCUGAAGUGUACAAUUCCCAUUGGUUUCAUCAUUCACUUCUGAUUUGAGGAUCUACUCAUGCGACUCACAUCAUCCCUGAAAUCAGCAUCUCUUCAUCGCAACCACAGCCCUAUUGAUCCACCACUGCAAGAGCUUACAGGACUUUGGAUGCUCUCUGCUUCUCUCUGGGGUCCAAGCAGUCUUAGGAGGAAGGUGUGUCUAAGCCCCAGCUGUGCUUAGAUCCUCCUUGCCAUUGGCCUGACUCUUCUGCAGGACUCCAUGUUAAGUGCAAGGGAAAGAGAGCCUAUAGCUCACAUCUUAUACCCAGAAGAGUCAGUAUAUUAAUUAAUUCAUGGCACAAAGAAUGAAUGUAACCUAUAACCACAGAACAGAACACAUCAGCCUAGCUCAAACAGAGACCAAAACCAUUGCCUGUCUAAAGCAGUGUUUAUGAUCAUAGGAUCUAGAGGGUGACUGGCAGGACUGAAUUCCUGUUCUACCACUCACCCAUCUCAUCCUCAGAUAUGUUAGUUAACCUCUGUAUGCUGCACUUUCCUCAUCUGAAAAUGGGCCUCUGGAGGCAGAAAGAUAUUUUCAUAGAGUUAUAAGGAUUAAAGGAGUUAAUACACAGAGAACACUUAGAGCAGUAACUGGCCAUAGUACAAGCUCAAUAUUAGAUUGCAUUCUUAUUAAUGUAUCAUUUUUAUUCCUUAUGAUGUCACCCAGAAGUAAUUGCACUCAUAUAAUCACAGCCUUGGUCAAACUCCUUCUUCAGAAGACCCUUGGCCAGGAUCUCAUUGAAACCUUAGAUUUAAGAUAGAAAAGUUACUCCUAGCUUAUAACACCUAAGGGAGAUUUCCAGAGAAUCUUUCCAUUUUUACCCAAUUGGUUCUUGAUUGAGAGAGAACACUGGAGGUAAAACAGUGAAAAAAGUAUGUAGCUUUUAAAAUCAGUCUCCAUUUAUACAAUUCAGCACACACACAAAAAAUACAGGAAAAUUAGGCACUAUAUACAAUACUACAAACCAAGUUCAAUAACUCUUUGAAAUAAUGUGGCAUGUUGGUAUCGAAUGAGCCUCUCACUCCAUUAAAUGACUCUCAUCAUUAGUUUUCACUUCAGGGAUUUUCAAAUAGUUCAAACCCCUCCCCACAACCCCACCCCCGCGUUGCCAGUGCUCCCUGGAGCCUUGUAUACAGGGUUGUUGAUGAAUCCUGACAGCUGUAGUUCUGCACACCUCCUGAGCUGAGCGUAGCCUCUGACCUCCCCGCAGCAGCACAUCUACGGCUGGGCCACUGAGUCAGACGCUAUGCCUUUGUGGAUAUCAUUCUGUACAAAGUAUGCAGUGAAGAUUACCAAAAUACCAGAAAUGUCACGUAGCGUCCUUCUCCAUUCCAAGAAAAUUUAUGUGCUUUUGCAUCCAUGUGUAAUAGCCAGCAUAGCCAUUAUUUUUCCUUAUUUAUUCUAAUUGCUUCAUUCUGUCCUUUUUUAUUUAGCAUACCUUUCUUUCUUGACACAUUGUCUUUCUUUUUUUUUUAAGGCAAAUGUGUUUGGACUUCUCAGAAAGUCAGAUACUAUGUUUGUUCUAAUUUCAAGAAUAGUGGUCUCUUACAGUGCUUCUACACAAAGAAAUUACAAAUACACAUCUACUCCAAGUUCUAUUAUUUUGGCCUAUGAAUAAAUUUUCAAAUAAAGCAUGAAAAUGACAUACCUUAUAUUUUGUGCAGUGACUUUCAAACUUCAAGUCAUCUUGAUAGAGAAUGGGGGAAAUUUUUGGUGGAAACGCUUAGGGAAGAAGAGAUGUUUUUGAACAAAGAAAGUUUGAUUUAUCUUAAAAUGACUGCCAUGAAAUUGGCUUCUGGUUUGAAGAAAGACCUUAAUUCCUCAAACAAUUCUAUAUCUGUUAGAUGCUGGCCUUCCAGACCAGUUUCCUUCCUUCCUUCACACUUCUUGAUGGAGUUUAGGGACUUUCAUCACUUUAGACAAUUAAAAUAAGCUGUGUACCAGAAGGAAAAUGUUUUGAGACUAGGACAGGAACCCAAUGAACUCUCGUCAUAACAGAUAAAUCAACUUAGGAAGAAUUGACAUCUUAAAAAUUUUGAGUCUCCUGAUCUAUGAACACAUUGUAUCUCUCUAUUUAUUUAGGUAUUCUUUAAUUUCCCUGAGCAAUGUUAUAGAGUUUUCAAUGUACAGUCUUAUUCAUCUUUAAACACAUUUAUCCCUAAGUGUAUCAUAUUUUUGAUAUUACUGUAUUUCAUUUUUUUAUGUUAUUGUAAGUGGUCUUGUUUUUUACCUUCAUUUUCUGAUUAGUAGUUGCCAGGAUUUAGAAAUGCCAUAUAUUUUUAUAAAUUGAUUCACUAAGCUAAUUUAUUAUUUCUAGUUGGGUUUUUUAAAUAGAUUUCAUAAAACUGUGUACAUAAUGCUAUCUUCUGUGAAUAAACUCAGUGAUAUUUCAUCCUU